Messenger RNA from Meriones unguiculatus (Mongolian gerbil), 2528 nucleotides. RefSeq names its product serine palmitoyltransferase small subunit B (gene Sptssb). Gene Ontology annotation, molecular function: serine C-palmitoyltransferase activity. Lineage: Eukaryota; Metazoa; Chordata; Mammalia; Rodentia; Muridae. Gene Ontology annotation, cellular component: serine palmitoyltransferase complex. The record is from RefSeq and is a predicted model, not a curated record. The transcript has 4 exons. Gene Ontology annotation, biological process: endoplasmic reticulum organization; ceramide biosynthetic process. The coding region runs from base 1835 to 2065 and encodes 76 amino acids.
GUGUCGUGAGAAAGAACAGAAAGCUACCAGUAGCUCAAAUUCGCGCUUCAGCACAAUCAGCUCAGUGCAGCCUAGGAUGCCUCCCCCUCCUGGAGUGGAAGCUGAAUGGCAGACGCUGCCCAAAGGUUCAUCAAUCGAGAGACUUCCGUCCCCGGACGCCCCGGGAUCUUGGGCAGAAAACAGUCUCGACUGGAUAUGCAGGAUGAGGAGCCUCCAGACCCUCUGCGCCCUUAGCACCCAGCCACGAAGUCAAAUGCAAGCAUUGCCCCGGAUAAAGAAGAUCGAUUACGUUCUGGCUGGCUGCGGGUUUCCAGCGAAGAUGCUGCGCGCAGGGCAGGCUGCCCAGGAGCGGCUCUGCGCGGCUCUGCGGCACCCAGCCGCCUGCCGACCCCCUUUCCCAGUUUGCCCUCCGGCCGUAGUCGUCUGCAAAUGAAUUCCCUGCACUUGUGAGUGAGCCCACACAAGUUCCCCAGGCACGAUUCUCCUACCUCUUUGCCCUAGGGAAGGGUGGGGGUAGCUUUUCAACCUUAACCUCCCUGCUACUCCGGAGAAGGUGACCGUUUGGGAAGGGGAGGGUAGUUUUCCAGGUUCCAGGGCACCACAAUUAGCGGCCAGUGCUUAAGUGGUUUAUCUUCUUCUUUCGCCUUUUGACAAACGGUCGGGGGGAGGACCACUACCCGGGCGCGACCCGGGGGCUCACUUUGCAGCCGGACGCUGAGUUUCAGACUGCAGCCUUGUUCAGCGUACACCCGGGCCCCUUCACCCUCAUCAAGUCUGCAGGCUGAUGGAUGCUAACAGGCUUCCCCUGAGCAUUGGUUAAAGCCCUAGAGUGCUCACCUUUGCCCCUCCUGUUUAUCUGCGGUCGCUGCCUCCUCCUCCUCCUCUUCCUCCUCCUCCUCUUUCUCCUUCCCCCUUGCCUUCCCCUCUCUAUCUCUUCCCACCCACGCCCUGUUAUCGUCUGCAACACCACCGAAAUACGUGCCCCCUUGGUAGAAUCGAAGCUCCCCGCCGAAGAGAGGGGGAGGGUGACACCCAUCCCCCCCCAUCUCUGCCUAGACUCCGGGUUUUACUGCAGCAAUCGGAGGUGACAGCGCCACCUCGGUCUCCUCGGAACCUCUCGGAGCCCCUGCUCAGCCCCUCUCCCCAGUGUCGGGGAAAGCGCCCCCUCCAGAGAGACAAAUCUCCGGAGAAGUGCGAACGAGCUACAGAAAAGCGAAUUUUAAAAAUGUAGAAGUCACUGGGCAGCAUUUCUCGGAGGACAGCCCCAUCUCCCAGGACUGACUGUCAGCGCAUUGGAAGUUAGGACCUUAGAGCGAAGGGGGAGGGGAGUGGUGCAGCCCGCAUUCUCUUCUGGAAGGAGUCGUUGCAAGACCUGCGGUUGGACACAAGUUUGCGUAAGAGUGUUUUCCUUUUGUCAAUUAUUAAUCACCGGAAUCAGUUUGGCAGAACUGGAGUUUUAGCAGUAGUGCAGAGGGCGGGGCCCGAACACCUAACUCUGGGAGCCUAGGCUGCGCCCAACGCAGUGGCAAGCUAACAGCUGCUGAGGAGAAGCCAGAGCAUCCAAGCUCACUCAAAGGCAGGAGAUGAAGAAAUAGAGCCCAGGGAAGAGACAUCAUCUACAUCAGACUGGGUAGAGGAGAGGUACAGCUGAGCUCCAGGCCUGGAUCCCCCUGGACAGAUCAUGCAAUGCUCUGGUGAUGUUGAGCAACAGCAAUGAGCCACAGCUUGCAGUGAGCCUUGUGAUCACAGAGGCAGAUGAACGGUACUCUACCAUGUACGUGCGGCUAAGCCCUGAUGUCCAAUAGGCAGACCUUCCACGGCUUGAGGAAGAACCAUGGAUUUCAAGCGUGUGAAGGAGUAUUUUGCCUGGCUCUACUAUCAAUACCAAAUCAUCAGCUGCUGUGCUGUCAUGGAGCCUUGGGAACAGUCUAUGUUAAAUACCAUCUUACUAACCAUUGUUGCUAUGGUGGUGUACACCGCCUAUGUCUUCAUCCCCAUCCACGUUCGCCUAGCUUGGGAGUUUUUCUCUAAGAUAUGUGGCUAUGACAGUUCAGUUUCUAACUGAUCUCAUCCGAAUUCUGCGAAAUGGCAUAAUGUAUUCAUGUUGCUUACAACUUACUGACUUAGGUGACUGUGCUGUCUUUCACCUUUGACCUGACCAGCACUCUUUCUAUGCACUCUCACAUCCUGCCUGGAGAAUGAGAUAGGUGUCUUCCAGUUACUUUUGUACAUGCAGCAUUGUGCAUCAGACGAUAGAAAAUGCAAUGACUUCACCCCCGUCCCACAUUCGCUCAGCGCAACUCUGUGGCUUUAGAUUUCUUUUGAAAUCGAGAUGCUUUCAAAUAAAACUUUUCUGGACAACAGGCAAGUAAGAGACGGGACAGAGUCGUACUUACAAUACUCUAUUCAUACUGUUCUACACUAAAGGAUAUGUUACAAAAAAUACUCUUCAUAGGCUACUGUCAAAAGUACCCUGUACUUGUUUACAAUCUAUUAAAAGGUGUGAAUAAAAUAGAUGAACCUUUAAA